Molecule: messenger RNA, 1520 nt
Organism: Paramecium pentaurelia
Lineage: Eukaryota; Ciliophora; Oligohymenophorea; Peniculida; Parameciidae
Source: the annotation of a GenBank genome assembly
AUGCAUAAAAUAACACUAAAAUUUUUAGACUAAUCAAUUGAAUAGAAAUAUUAGUAAGAACAUUAAAUUCCUAAAAGAAGAACUCAUUUAAAAAUAUUCAUGUUAUUUUUUAUUGUGCUGUAGAUUAUUAAGCUUACUAUAGCAUUAAUUAUUAAAAAUUAUGCAGUAGCUUAUCCCAUACUUGGUAUGAUGGGAUGCACUGCUAUUUCUAAGUUCUUUAAUUUUAAUAAAGAAUAUCAUUAACGUGCAUUAAUUAUUUACAUAAACAUUUGUUUUUCAAUAUAUGUACUUUUUUUUGAUCCACCUUCAGAUACACCAACAAUGUAUUUUAGAGGAGCUCAUUAAAUGAUUAUUAAUGUUAUUAACAUACUUGGAACUGAAUUUUUAGAUUCAACUAUGACAAUUACUGUUUUGUAUUCAUUAAGAAUAUUUCAUUUAAUAAAAAAUAGUGCUAUUAUUGACAUUACAUCUGUUAUUAUGGGUUUUGGAUCCAAUUUUUCUUUGCUUGUUAUUGUUUAUUUAUAUCAUAAAGCAAUAAGAUCAUAAUUCCUUUUAACUUAAAUUGAUUAAAGAUGGGAAAACAUUUUAAAAUAAAUUCUUCAUAAUUAAAAAUUUAUCUUGAUUAAUUUUUAAAUUCAAAAAUUGUAAUUCUAAAGUGUUACAUCUACACUUUCACAAACAAUACAAUCAAAAGAAGAAGUUUUGAAUUUUUUAAGAGAAUCUAAAGUAGAAAAUGAUUCAUUAGAAUAAUACUUAUUUCAUAAGUUAUAAGAUUACUCAUAAAAUUAUUAGGAAAUUAUUAAUCAUGCGGUAAAUGUUAAGUUUAAUAAAUAAAUAAUGUAGGUUGAUUUUUCUAUCUUUUUUGGAAAUUAACCUACCAUCCUAAUUUAGAUUAGAUCAUCAAAAUUAGAUUCCUAAAAUUAUGAAAUUUAAAAAGUUUGUAAAUAAUAUUUAAAAUUACUGAUUGUCUUUAUUAGGAUUAUAAAAGAGAAUAGACCUUUUGAUAAAAUAUAAUUCCAUAAUUUAGCUAAUAAUAUUUAAUUCUAAGAUUUAAUGAUAUAAAUAUGGAAUUCAUAAUUAAUAUGUAAAACUAUAAGUUUGAAGAAAUAAUUAUAAAAAAUACAAAAGUUUAGUAAUCCUAACACUAAAAUUUAAUUAGUAAGUCCAAAUUAUUUUAUAAAUACAAUUCCAAAAAUAUUUUAUUUAUUAUUAGCAUUCAUUGUUGAUUGUUAAACAAGUGAAUUAAUCAUUAUUAAAGGUGAAACUUUGGAAACAAAUUUAAAUAAAAUAAAAUUCUAAGGAAAAUUCAAUGUUCGUAAACUUAAUUAUUAUAUAUCGAAAAUUAAGUUUUACUUGCUUCUCAUUUGCAAGGAAAUCAAUGCAGAAUAAUUUUGUAUAUUAUAUUAAUAUAAUGUUAAGGUAUUAAUCUUGAAUUAAAUGAUGAAAUAUUUUUGCCAUUCACAAAUGUAAUUAUGCCUCAAUUAAACUUUGGAUAUUUAAAGAAUAAUGUAAUUAAAUGA